Molecule: messenger RNA, 1788 nt
Organism: Lycium barbarum (goji berry)
Lineage: Eukaryota; Viridiplantae; Streptophyta; Magnoliopsida; Solanales; Solanaceae
Product: geraniol 8-hydroxylase-like
Exons: 3
Coding region: 85-1581 (498 amino acids)
Molecular function (GO): monooxygenase activity; oxidoreductase activity, acting on paired donors, with incorporation or reduction of molecular oxygen; iron ion binding
Source: RefSeq, a predicted model, not a curated record
GGAUGGAUGAUGAUGCAGUAUAUAUAAGCACUAGAUAAUGUAGCUAAUGCAAGGCGCCUAGGUACUCUGAAUUGAUUAUUAGAAAUGGAGUAUGUAGCCAUUAUAGGUGGAUUACUACUUGCCUGGACUUUGCUUCAAUGCAUUCGUUGCGUAGCAAUAAGCAAAAGACGCAACAAAAAUAUUCCACCAGGGCCAGUUCCCCUGCCAUUGAUUGGAAAUUUGCAUAACAUUCUUGGUGAUCAACCUCAUCAGUCCCUUGCCAGGCUUGCCGAGAAGUAUGGCCCAAUGAUCAGCCUCAGAAUGGGCCAACUAACGACAGUGGUUAUAUCUUCAUCAGCAGUUGCCAAAGAAGUCCUACAAAAGCAAGAUUUGGCCUUCUCCAGCAGAACAAUCCCAGAUGCACUUCAUGCGCAUAAUCACUCUCAAUUCUCUGUGGUGUUUCUACCAGUUUGCUCUCAGUGGAGAAGCCUAAGGAAAGUUUUGAAUUUUCAUAUCUUCUCCAGCAACAGGUUUGACGCAAGUCAACAUCUCAGGUCCCAAAAGAUCCAAGAUUUAAUUGAUUACUGCCGCAAGUGUAGCCAAAGUGGAGAGGCAGUGAAUAUAGGCCAAGCUGCUUUCGAGGUAAUGAUAAAUUUAGUUUCUAAUACCAUUUUUUCCAAGGAUGCAGCGGACCCUUAUGCAAAUUCAGGAAAAGAAUUCAAGGAAGUGGUAUGGAAAAUUAUGGAAGAAGCUGGUAGGCCCAAUUUUGCUGAUUAUUUCCCCCUGUUGAAAACGAUUGAUCCUCAAGGGAUAAGGCGACGAAUAGGCAAGCAUAUUGAUAAGUUGCUUCAGCUGAUUGAGGAACUGAUCAACGAACGAUUGCAGCAAAGGAGUAAAUUGCCAAAUAACAGUAGCACUGAUUUUCUUGAUGCUUUGUUGAAUACCAGUCAAGAGGAUGCACAGGCAAUCAACAGAAAUCAUAUAAAACACUUGUGCCUGGACCUUUUCGUUGCGGGAACGGAUACAACUUCAAGUACAUUAGAAUGGGCAAUGGUAGAGGUCAUGAGAAAACCAUACAUAAUGAAGAAAGCUAAAAGCGAGCUUGCAGAUGUUAUUGGCAAAGGCAAGAUAAUUGAAGAGUACGACAUCACCCGCCUCCCUUAUUUGCAGUGCCUAGUGAAAGAAACCUUGCGAAUGCACCCACCAGUUCCCUUUUUGAUUCGCAAGGUCGAUCAAGACAUCGAGGCGUGUGGCUAUUUUAUUCCGAAAGAUUCUCAAGUUUUAGUGCACGUAUGGUCAAUAGGCCGUGACCCGGCCAUAUGGGAGGAUCCUCUGGCAUUUAAGCCUGAGAGAUUUUGGGGUUCGAAAAUGGACGUCCGCGGCCAAGAUUUUGACCUCAUUCCAUUUGGUUUUGGCAGAAGAAUUUGCCCGGGAUUGCUUUUGGCGACCGCGAAAUUAUCUGUAAUGUUGGCUUCAUUAUUGAAUUCAUUUGAUUGGAAAGUUGAAGGUGGUAUUGCUCCUGAGGAUUUGGAUGUGGAAGAAAAGUUUGGGAUUACACUAGCGAGAUCACGUCCUUUACGUGCUGUCGCUAUUCCGCUAUAAAUAUCGGGUCUAGAUUGACCAUGUAACAACAUUAUUAGUGAGGAGACAAUACUUAAAACUUAGGAAUUGGGAGUCUUGAUGUUCGUGCACCUCGGUCACGAAUUAAUAAUGUUCCACAUGUUAGUAUAGAGUAUAUAUUUAGUUUACCAUAUUAGCUAAUGAUUUGUUGUAUUCUUCCCAAUAUUUAGUUUACCAUAUUACUAAUGA